Molecule: messenger RNA, 1052 nt
Organism: Alternaria rosae
Lineage: Eukaryota; Fungi; Ascomycota; Dothideomycetes; Pleosporales; Pleosporaceae
Exons: 1
Coding region: 191-862 (223 amino acids)
Source: RefSeq, a predicted model, not a curated record
UGUAUGGCGGUCUCGAAGAGGACGUGUUCCACCUUAUUCGCGUGUCAACUCUUCGUCUCGCCUAAGCACCAGCAAUCUGACAGGACACAGGUGAAGGUCACUCACCUGUCAAAGUGAGACAUGCGUCAAGACAAUACGAGCAGAUACGUACCAACAGAGAUGAAGGCGUGGUAUCUGAGGUUGAUGCGCCAUGGGGCGUGUGUCGCGUACUCACGGCGAGUACCACAUCCGCUGCCCGGCCUUCCCAUUUUCUUCGAUGACUCCGCGUUUAAGGUUCAAGUGCUGUGACGAGUAUGCAGACAAAGUCUUCCGCCACCAUACAAGCCCUGCAUCUGCUCUGAAAAUUCUCCGAAGAGCACCGCAGAACGAUAUUGCAGGCGGCACCUGCGAUUCGAUGCAGGAUGAAAGGCUACCCAAUCUAGCGAGCUGUUUUAUGCCGUGUAACUUUGCGUAUGUUUCAGACCACACGUUCUCAGCGCGUGAGUGGGGAUACACAGUCAUGUGUCUGGGGACGGGUACACACAUUGCAUAUGCAAUGUCCCAAGAGAAAUCUCAGGGUAGAACGUGUGGGUUAGAUCUUGCAGUGCUAGGAUCGGGAUGUAUGAUGAUGAAAGUGGUCGGCUCCGCGGAUGCUGUCAUGAUGGAGCGGACCUGUAAUGGUGUUUUCCUAUCUUCCAGGGCAUUUUGUGUGCUUGCUGUGAGGAGCAUGCAUCUGUGGCCUCUUAUUAGCCAUUCGUCUCGCCGUGGCGACCAACAUUCAGCGUUCUGGCCGGGAAUACGGCGUAUGUUUGAGUUUCCGUCAGGCCCACCGACGAGUUUUGCAAAGCCGCGUCAAUUCUGGAAGCUGCCUGACCCGCUUUGAUUCGCGUUCGUGUUCUCAAGACCUCUCUUUCGCAUAGAUUUACCCGUAGUACGCACGACUCAGAUGCCUGGCCACUGAGACAGGCCAGCUCAUCAACAAGACAUAGAGUUUGCCAAAGUCGGCGAGAGCUACAUCGACUGACUCGAAUUACCAUGUUCAGGUACUCCAUGGGUAACAAAAGAGGGUCCCG